Molecule: messenger RNA, 2097 nt
Organism: Prunus armeniaca (apricot)
Lineage: Eukaryota; Viridiplantae; Streptophyta; Magnoliopsida; Rosales; Rosaceae
Source: the annotation of a GenBank genome assembly
AUGGCAAAUAAGAUUGGAAUGAUGAGGGAAGGCUAUGUUUGGAUCACGACGAAUGGGGCUGGUAAUCGUUUGAGGUCAUUGGGACCGGUUGUCUUGAGUUCCAUGCAAGGGGUUCUAGGUGUGGAAACAGAGGUUCCAACAACAAGGAAGCUUACAGAAUUCAUUGUGCGGUGGAAAAGGCAAUUCCAACAAGACAAUCCGGCCAUCAUUGAUGUCUAUGUGGACGUGAUUGGCCUUCGGGCUUAUGAUGCUGCUUUUGCACUAGCCUUGGCAGCUGAACAAGUUGGGGAUACAAGCUUUGGUUUCCAAGAGAGGAAUGGUUCCUUCAGCUCAACAGAUCUUGAUACUUUUAAGGUCUCUCAAUAUGGUCCAAAGCUUGCCCAGGCCUUAUCAGAUACUAGAUUCAAAGGCAUAGCUGGUGACUUUAGUCUUGACUGUGGGCAACUUCAAUCAUCAAGAUUUCAGAUACUCAAUGUAAAUGGUGAUGGAGUAAGAACAAUUGCAUUCUGGACACCGGAAAAUGGUAUGGUGAAAACAUUGAGUUCAACAAACACCAGUAUACUUUCAACUUCCGAGAAGUACGAUUUUGGACCCAUCAUAUGGCCUGGAGAUUCUCUGUCUGUUCCUAAAGGAUGGGAGAUCCCAACAAGUGGCAAGAAGUUGAAAAUAGGAGUUCCUGUGAAGGUUGGUUUUACUGAGUUUGUUAAGGUAACCCAGAUUCCUAGCACAAACACAACAGAUGUUACGGGGUUCAGUAUUGAUGUCUUUAAUGCUGCAGUGGAAGUAUUACCAUACGCUCUUCCUUUUGAGUUCAUUCCCUUUGAAAAUCCUGACGGCACCAGUGCUGGCACUUACAAUGAUUUGGUCUAUCAAGUCUAUCUUGAGAAGUAUGAUGCUGUGGUGGGAGACACAACAAUUAGAGCAAAUAGAUCAUUGUAUGUAGACUUCACAAUGCCAUACACAGAAUCUGGUGUGGUAAUGGUUGUGCCAAUCAGAGACACCAGAAGAAAAUGUGCAUGGGUUUUCUUGAAACCUUUGACUUGGGACCUCUGGCUUACAACUUUUUGUUUCUUCAUCUUCAUUGGUUUUGUUGUUUGGGUGCUGGAACAUCGAAUUAACGAAGAUUUUCGUGGCCCUCCCUCACAUCAAGUUGGCACAAGUUUCUGGUUCUCUUUCUCAACCAUGGUCUUUUCACAUAGGGAGAGAGUGGUUAGCAAUUUGGCUAGAUUUUUGAUGAUUAUAUGGGUGUUUGUUGUGCUAGUAUUGACACAAAGUUACACAGCUAAUCUAGCAUCACUAUUAACAGUGGAACAGCUCCAACCAACCGUCACUGAUAUAAAGGAUCUUCUAAGGAAUGGGGAUAAUGUCGGCUACAUAGAGAACACUUUUGUUUGCGAAAUCUUGAAACAACUCGGUUUUGACAAUUCCAAGCUUAAGCCAUCAAAACCAUGGAAGCAUGUGAUGAAGCUCUUUCGAAAGGGAGUGCAAAGGGUGGUGUUUCCGAAACAUUCCCCUCUCGUACCUGAUCUUUCACAGGCAGUCCUAAAUGUGACCGAAGGAGAGAAGAUCAUGAACAUUGAGAACAAAUGGUUCAGUCAAGAAAGCAAGUGUGAAGAUAAGUCCACUACUCCAAGGGUCUCAAGCAAUAGUCUUGGACUUGAAAGCUUUUGGGGCCUCUUCCUCAUUGCUGGGAUGGCUUCAAUUCUAGCUCUCAUUAUCUUUUUAGCUUCCUUCCUGUACAAGCAUAGGCAUGUCUUGAAGCAAUCUGAUUCAAGAGCUUCUAAAUGGAGACGGGUUCGAGCCAUGUUUGAAAUUUUCAACGACAAAGACAUCAGCUCCCAUACUUUUAAAAGCAGUCAACAAAGAGAUGGAAUUGGUGGUGCUGGAGAUGAACUGAAAGCCUCACCAAAUAGCAACUGGCCUGAAAGUCCAUUCAGCUAUUUGGACCACACAGACAAGGAUUUUGUAUUGUAUGAAGGGCAACAAACCCCAUCUACUACUAGUGAUGCGUCUCCGGAGAUAGUUCCAAAAAUUGAGCUUGAUAUUAUCACUGUUCAAGAAAUGCAUACAACUCCUGUAACAGAUCGUUUGGCUUAG